This is a messenger RNA of Rana temporaria (common frog), 2066 nucleotides long. RefSeq names its product tigger transposable element-derived protein 1-like. The coding region runs from base 153 to 1982 and encodes 609 amino acids. The record is from RefSeq and is a predicted model, not a curated record. Lineage: Eukaryota; Metazoa; Chordata; Amphibia; Anura; Ranidae. Gene Ontology annotation, molecular function: DNA binding. Gene Ontology annotation, cellular component: nucleus. The transcript is spliced from 3 exons.
GUGAUUCCUGAACAGAAACAGUGGAGGGUCAAGGGGGAAACAGAAGGAAGUAAGGAGGGGAGGAUUAUGCUCUGUAUCGGAGAAGAGAACAACCGGCCCCCAAGGUCAAGUGUAACGGUCCCUGAGGUCCCUAAGAGACCUAGUUCAAGCGUAUGCAAGAUUGUCGACGUGCAUCACCAAUAAUGGCCCCAAGUAAGAAAAAAAAGGUGGAAAAGGAAGGCGGUAAGAAGAAGGCGAUGAUUACAGUGGAAGUUAAAAAGAAAAUGAUCGAGAAGCAUGAGCGAGGUAUGCGAGUGGCCGACAUUGCAAGAUUUUAUAACAAGUCUACGUCGACGAUUUGCACAAUAUUAAAGAAGAAAGAAAACAUAAGGGGGCUAGAUGCAGCAAAAGGAGUCACGAGAGUAUCAAAGCAACGGCCACGUGUUCUGGAAGAUGUAGAAAAGUUGCUUCUCAUCUGGAUAAACGAGAAGAAACGAGCAGGUGAUAAUGUGUCCGAGAGCAUUAUCUGCGAGAAGGCAAAGGCCUUGUAUGUGGACCUUGUGAGUAAACAGCCAGGUACGUCGCAAGAAAACGAAGACGGCUUCAAGGCGAGCAGGGGAUGGUUUGAUAACUUUAAGAGAAGAAGUGGCAUCCAUAGUGCUGUGAAGCCCGGAGAGGCUGCGAGUUCUGACGCUAAGGCAGCUGAGGUGUUCGCUGCAGAGUUCCAAAAGCUCAUGGUUUUCGAUUGUUACCUGCCGGAGCAAGUUUUUAGCUGCAACGAGACGGGGCUUUUUUGGAAAAAGAUGCCAAAGAGGACCUACCUUACAGCAGAAGAGAAUGCAAUGCCCGGUCCCAAGCCCAUGAAAGACCGUCUCACCCUCUUGUUUUGUGCUAAUGCAAGCGGGGAUUUCAAAGUCAAGCCCCUGCUCGUGUAUCAUUCCGAGAAUCCACGCGCCUUUAAGAAAUACCAUGUGGAGAAGAGCCAGUUAAAUGUUAUGUGGAGGUCCAACAGCAAGGCUUGGGUCACUCGUAUCUUGUUCGUUGAGUGGAUCAAUGAGGUCUUCGGUCCUGCAGUGAAGGAAUAUCUUUUAGAAAAUAAUCUGCCACUCAAAGUCUUGCUGCUAAUGGAUGAUGCUCCUGCUCAUCCUCCAGGCGUACAAGACGACUUACUGGAGGAAUUCAAGUUCAUUAAGGUCAAGUUCCUUCCCCCCAAUACCACUCCACUACUCCAGCCCAUAAAUCAGCAGGUCAUUUCCAACUUUAAAAAGCUUUACACCAAAGCACUCUUUCAGCUAUGCUUCGAGGUUACCGAAGGAACAGACCUUAGCCUCCGAGAGUUUUGGAAAAAUCAUUUCAACAUCGUAAAUUGCCUCAACCUCAUCGAUAACGCCUGGAAUUGGGUCAGCAAGAGAACCCUCAAUUCUGCUUGGGGAAAUCUGUGGUCUGAUUGUGUUCUUGGACAUGACUUUAACGGGUUUGAUCAGGAACUGGAGCCGCCAGUUGUCCAUCAAAUUCUGUCCUUGGGGGAGAUUAUGGGACUGGAGGUGAAUGAGGAAGACAUUGAAGAACUGUUGGAGGAAUAUGGCCAGGAGCUGACCACCGACGAACUGAUGGAUCUGCAUCGCGAUCAACGGCUGGAGGUUAAGGAGGAGAUCUCGUCUGAAGAGGAGGAUAAAAGGGCACAGGAAUCCCUCACUUCAAAUGAGAUUAGGGAGAUGUGUAAAAUGUGGGAAAAAGUGCAACAUUUUGUAGAAAAGUACCACCCGAAUAAGGAUGUAGCAGUGCAAACGAUAAAUCUGUUUAACGACAAUACAAUGUCGCAUUUCCACCAAAUCCUCAAAAGGAGACAAAAACAAGUGUCAUUGGAUAGAUUACUUGGUAAAAUUAGUGAUAGACGUCCUACACAAAAUCCCUCCUCCUCCCCCUCCCCCUCCUCCUCUUCUCUUCUUUCUCAUCUCCCUCACACCAACUACGAUUCCUUUCAAAGGCAAAGUGCAGGUUAAUUUUCUUUUAUUAUUAUUUACACUUUAUACUGUAUUUUACAUAACUGCAAUCAUUUUUAUAUGAAUAAAUGGUUGUGGAACGAA